AUGAUUAUUGCAAGUAUAAGACGAAUAUUCGCAUCGUUUAGGACCGAAGAAGAGGAGAAGGCGUACUCAAGAAAGGCAUUCUUCAAUUUGUUAGGGUUCCUUGGGUCUUGUGUGAUAUUUUCAUUCGUAGCUCAGAAGUUAUCCCGUCAACCCAGAGAAUUGAGCGAAUUGAUGAGAGCCAUUCAAAAUUAA
Debaryomyces hansenii CBS767 is the source of this 192-nucleotide messenger RNA. RefSeq lists its product as uncharacterized. The record is from RefSeq and is a predicted model, not a curated record. Bases 1 to 192 code for a protein of 63 amino acids. The transcript has a single exon. Lineage: Eukaryota; Fungi; Ascomycota; Pichiomycetes; Serinales; Debaryomycetaceae. Gene Ontology annotation, biological process: outer mitochondrial membrane organization.